Molecule: messenger RNA, 431 nt
Organism: Drosophila nasuta
Lineage: Eukaryota; Metazoa; Arthropoda; Insecta; Diptera; Drosophilidae
Product: transient receptor potential cation channel protein painless-like
Exons: 3
Coding region: 12-431 (139 amino acids)
Source: RefSeq, a predicted model, not a curated record
AGUCAUUUAUAAUGUCAACCGGGGAAUACGAUGCUAGCAGUGCUAAUAUUACAAGUUUAUGGCAAUAUCUUCUAUUAUUUGUGUUUGUCAUCAUCGUGGGAAUUUCGUUAUUUAAUCUUCUAGUCGCGAAGGCCUUGAACGACAUUCAGUUGAUUCAAAACCAAGCGGAAAUAUGUAGUGCCAUAUAUCGCAUCAAUAUAGUAAAAACUUAUGAGAAGCUGUCUAUCGUAAAGUAUUGGAUUACAUUAACUAGGCUUUGCAAGAAGCCGUCUCAUAAUUUGUUAAAGAAUAUAACGAUGCGAAAAUUUAAUUAUCCGCUAAAAAUGACUUUUUACUAUGCCAAUAUAAAAGACUUCGAAAUUGCUGAGAAAAAUUCGAAAGAGGAACAACAAACCAAUGAGGAAGAAGAGAAGGUUUUGAAGAAAAAUUAA